CAGCAUUGACAUUAGUCAUUCAUGUGGGGCUUUAAAUAUCAUCGGGUUUGUUCUAGCUUCUGGGCAGUGAGGAAGCAUUACGGCAAGGUGCUUGGCACGACGCACAGAGGGAGAGAGACGAGUAAAACUCCCAAGCAGAUACGUUGCACAGCUGGAAUAACCUCUGCACAUGUCUAGAGGGGAAGCACAGACUUUGUGAUCUGACACACAGCCAAGUGAUGUUGCUUAUUACUCCUUGGUAAAAAUAUACAGCUCUGCAGAGUGCUUCAUUACGUGCAAAGUCCGAUAAACUUUCGGAGAGGGCUGUGCUCCGAAGACAGGCGUAAAAUCUGUGCUGUGAGCAUACGGCGGGAAGCCAGGCUACUUCCCAGCAAGUGAAGGAGGGCAUGAGGUGCAGUCCUGGACAAGAGCUGCCAAACAAUCCUUGUGGCAAAAAGUAAUACAGCUAGGCAUGUCUUUCCUCAUCGCUGUUUUUCAGUGCUGCAGAAGGCUGUACAACUGUUUAGUGCUGCUAUUGAAAUGGUGGAAAUCCAGGUGGAUUUCAGGCAGCUAUCUUCAGAGAAAAUUCAUAAAGAAUCUCAGCGUGUCGCCAGAAGUCGAUCUCCUUGGUUAUUGCACAAGAGAGUGGAAAGGAGACACAAAGCAAGCCAAACACAUACAGGAGGCCUAUGAAGACUUGUUUUGGAGAUACCAUAUCAAAUAUCUACGACAAGUCAGGAGAGACAACUACUGCGUACUAAGAGCAGUGCUUUUUCAGAUAUUCAGUCAAGGCAUUCCCUUUCCAUCAUGGAUGAAGGAGAAGGAUAUAUUAAAGCUUCCUGAAAAGCUUUUGUAUUCUCAAGGUUGCAACUGGAUUCAGCAAUACAGUUUCGGGCCAGAAAGAUACACAGGUCCCAAUGCCUUUGGAAAAUUACGCAAAUGCAUGGAAGCAUUAAAGACAAAUUGGAGUGAAAUAAGCAGUAUUAAAGAUCAUGAAGAAAGAGGAAACAUCUGUAAUACACUUUUUUCUGAUGAGAGCAAGGAGCACAAACUAUACGAGGCCAUAAAAUUCAUCAUGCUCUACGAAGUUGUCGAAGCCUAUGAGCAGAUGAAGAACAGGGAAAAACAUAUACCAAACCUUUUUAGCCUCCUCCUUGCUCGUGAUUCUUCUUCUGACCCUUUGAGUUUCAUGAUGAAUCAUCUGAAUGCUAUAGGUGACUCUGGUCGCCUAGAACAGGUUGAAAUGUUUCUUCUUGGAUACUUAUUGGAAGUAAAGAUAAGAGUUUACAGACUUCAUAAGUUUAAUACUGAAGAGUUUCAAGUAAGCUAUCCAGAUGAAUAUCAAAGAGAAUGGCAUGAGAUCUCUCUUCUGACUGAGGACGACUGCUACUAUCACAUCCCCUUUACCAGAACAUGAGGGACCAAUGACUUUUUUCCUUUGUAUAAUAUAGUGAGUGACCAUUUCCAGUGAAUUAAGUUUUUAAUUGGCAGCAGUAAGGUUUUGAUAAAUGCAUAUUAAUGAUUACAAAAUGAUUUAUGGGUUUAUUGUGUAAACAUUUUGCUUUUUCGUUACAGCUCAAUUCACCAGCAGUCAGCCAUAAAAAACAUAAAAUAUAUUAUCAUGCUCUCUGGGAAAAAAUGUCAUAUUUGAGGGUUGUCAAACAAAAAAGAUUAAGCGGCAUCCCAAAGAAGAAGGUAAUGCUAGGGUUUCUAUUGUUAGGCUAAGGGUUUACUCUGACCUACCCGGGAGGGUUAAACCCAAGUUCCUAAAGCAAUUACUGCCUUUCCCCUUCUGUCUCUAGCUGGGCGGAUGAAUCAGUCGGGAAGCAACUUCCAGCAUCCCACCGUUUAUAUGCCAGUAGAUUAAACUGGCAUUGAUUUGGGGCUACCCAGUGUGCAAGGUCAUAACCUGGGCCACUGAAUAGCUGCUUCAAAUAACGUGCAGCUUCCCCUGUUGCUGAAAUGUCUCCUCUGGAGAAAGCCCUGAGCAAGCAGCUGCAGACUGGACUUAUUUCAGGCACUUGAAAUUAAGCUGUCUGCACUCAGUGCUGGUAUCUGCAGCCGAGGAAGUGCUGCACAGAAAAAAAAUACUGUGCCAGAUGUGCUUCAGAUCUACUUUAUAAAGCAGAAGAAAGCACAUUAGCUUUUCCAAGUCUAAAAAAGGCAGUAUUAAUUAAUAAGUAACAUUGCAAUAUAGUUAGACCCACUAGCUGUCUUUUGGUUUUUAUCAACUUGUAAAUCUCUUUAAGGGCUGAUUUCAGCAUUAUCUGCCAAGAGAUGUGAAGAUUUCUUUUGUAAUUGGUGUGAGAAAGCUGUGCACUGAAUACAUUCUCAAAACUUCAUUUUCACAAAAAGUUAAUUUUCUGUGCAUUGCGUGCGUUUAGCAGAGUGUGCAUGUAUUAUAUCCUCUGUGUAUAUAUCAGUCUCUUCGCAUAAGAUCGCUGUCUUUAGUUUAGACCUCAAUGUUUGAAGAAGUCUGUCUGGGACAACUAAAAUUUACUUUAGCGUGUGGAACGUUUUGUCAAGAUCUAUUUUCUAAAAGACUGAACUGUUCUGAUUAUUUCUAAAAUGAGGGACCUUAACAGGAAUGAAUAUUCAAAUGAUAUGGCAGAUUUUGCCAAACAUUUAUUUGUGAAAAGCUUACAAUGCUAUAGGCAUACAGUUGUAUUGAAAAAGUGGUGUUUUAUGAAGAAGUGAAGUCUUUCCUUAACAAUAAUGGAAAUACUCCUAGGAAUAUGGUGACAGGCAGGUUUGUUUUUAAUUCUUGUGGGAGACAAUAUAAGCCAGUAACAAAAAUGUGAACUGGGCCUGCAGGAGCGAAGCAGUGCUAUGUGGUAACUAAACAGUAAAGUCUGGAGUGCAUAGAAACUGUUCUGUUCCUUUGUAUAAAGGAAAGCAAUUUUAUCCCCUUACAGUUCUUUGAUUUUUGUGUAUAUGUACAUAUAUUUAUAAACACAAACAGCUGAGUUCUCUAUUGUAACAGUUUUGUUUCUUGAAAGUCUGAGUUCAGUUUUGUUCAGUAAUUUGUAGCUUUUAAUUGAAAAGCUUUGAUACACGUAAUAAUUUCAUCUCAUCAAAACCUGCAUAUCAGAUAUAUUAUUUAUUAAAAGAAACUUUUUUUCACUGAAUGCAAUAAUUUGCUGCCAUUAGGUUUGGUUCUGCUCCACAUGGGGAAAUAUUAUAAUGCCUGAGAGUGGGGUACUGUUAUCUAUUGUGCACCAACAGUACACAUACCAUUUACAGCUAUUAACAGACUUGUCCCUAUUUUAUUCUUGUUUUUGUACAGACAUACAGAAAAAUGGUAUAUUUUUACAGCACACAUUUGUAAUGGUUUGCAUAUGAUCUCUGACUAGCAAUACAAAAGCAUUAUAGCUGAACCUGUUAAAUUGUCAAAAAUGUGCACUGUUUUUGUAAGCUUGAGCAUGUAUGUAGAAGGGCGUUAAUAAAUAUAUAACACGCACAGUGGGA
This is a messenger RNA of Dromaius novaehollandiae (emu), 3447 nucleotides long. RefSeq names its product OTU deubiquitinase with linear linkage specificity like (gene OTULINL). The transcript is spliced from 9 exons. Lineage: Eukaryota; Metazoa; Chordata; Aves; Casuariiformes; Dromaiidae. Bases 452 to 1396 code for a protein of 314 amino acids. The record is from RefSeq and is a predicted model, not a curated record.